Molecule: messenger RNA, 1176 nt
Organism: Neospora caninum
Lineage: Eukaryota; Apicomplexa; Conoidasida; Eucoccidiorida; Sarcocystidae
Product: putative erythrocyte-binding protein
Exons: 4
Coding region: 1-1176 (391 amino acids)
Biological process (GO): ribosomal large subunit biogenesis; ribosomal small subunit biogenesis
Cellular component (GO): nucleolus
Molecular function (GO): RNA binding; DNA binding
Source: RefSeq, a predicted model, not a curated record
AUGGCCGCCAGGACCCCGAACUCGGUUGCGCCCGUCCGGGUGAAGCGUGAAGAGGGCGAGGAGCUUCAGAAGGAAGGGACAAACGGCGUGUCCUCGCCACGGUCAGGCGCACCACGUGGCCAACCCGCUGCUCCAGCGGAGGGCCCGUCGGAGCACCAGGCUUCCCGCCGCCACCGCAUCCGAGAGCUCGCAGUCCAUUUCAGUGGCGCGUUUGAUCAGCUCCUUUCUCUGGUCCCUUUCAGCGCUGUUUCCAACGUGGACGAAGGGGACCAGGAGACAGAGGACCAAGUCGGGGACACGGGGCCGGGCGGCGCGCCUGCACAGUCGCGUGGACAGCAGAAGUGGAAGCUCAGACAGAAACGGUACCAUCCGCGGGUCCUUGUCGCCACUCCCUUGCGACUGCAAGAGCAAGUGGCUGGCGAAGAAGACCGGGCCAGAAAGCGACAAGGAGCGGGGCGGAGCUCGAAACAGCAGCAGGCUCCGAAACAGAGAGGACUCCCGCAGACCCCUCUCGGAACUUCGAAACCGGAAAGCGGGGACGCCUCCAGCGGCAUCGCUGACAGCCGUGCCGAGUUGCAACGGCGUCUCCAGGUGAAACUCGAGGCGCUUCGUCGGGUGAAGAAGGAAGACAAACGCGAGAGAGGCAAGCGGAAGAAGCCGUCCAAGGAGCGACCGGGACAGAAAAGCCGCGCUUCGGAAGGCCAGACCCGGGAAGAAGGACGAGGCGUGCACGGAGACGCUUCGCCAAAGAAACGGCCUCCGCAAGGAGACAGUGGAAACUUCGAGUACGGAGCAGUGACGUGCCCACGGGAGCGAUUUGAGGUCCGCCAGGCCAACCGCGCCGGGACUAAGAAGCGCAAGUUGCAACAGGCGAUGAGAGAGAUUGAAAGCAAUCGGGAAAUUUUGCAGAAGUGUCAGUCGUCGGAGGAGCGCCAGCGGGUGGAGCUGCAACAGUCUAUGGCGAAGGUGAUGAAGAAGCUUGACGGGGAGAAAGUUAUGGACGACAUGCAGCGACUGAAGAAGAAGCAGAAGUUCCUCGAGAAAAAGAAAGAAAAGGCAGCGGACAAGUGGCAAUCUCGACUGAUGGAGGCAAAAGAAAAAAAGAGGAUGGCUCUGGAAGCCAAGAAACAGCAGAAAGAAGAGCGUCUCCGGGAACGGGAGAAACGAAAGUCUUGA